AUGUCAAUUUUUAUUUUAACGAAGUGCAAUGUUUUCCCAGGUGUGCCGAAAGUGAUUUGUCAGGAAAGUGAUCUGACUAUAGAUGUUGUAACCUCAAAACCGUUCAGAGGCAAUAUUUUCGUUAAAGGAAAGGCAAAAGAUCCAUCAUGCAGGCAGUCUUAUGCUAUUAAUAGCUCAAAUUCUUAUUCAUUAUCACUCGGGAAAUGUGGAAUGCAACGAUUGAGAUCUAUGAAUCCGAGAGGAGUAAAUUUCGUAACGACCGUAAUAGUUUCAUUUCAUCCACGAGGAUUUAUCACUAAAAACGAUCGAGCCUUCCACAUCAAAUGUUUUUAUAUGGAACCAGAUGAAAUAGUUACAUCUGGCAUUAAAGUCAGUGCUUUACCAUCAACAGAAAUCUACGAUUCAUUGCAAAUGCCGACAUGCGAUUAUUCAGUUAGACGUGAUGGAAUCAACGGACCACAGUUGUCAUUUGCUAAUGUUGGAGAAACAGUAUUCCAUGUAUGGCAAUGUUCUGGUGCAAAUAUGGGAAUGUUAGUCAAGAAAUGCUUUGUUACUGAUGGAAAUGGUGAAGAUCAUGCAGUUGUCGAUUUCGACGGAUGUUCAGCUGACGAAUAUCUAAUAAGUGAGUUGACUUAUGACGAUUCCUUGAUGAAGGCUCAUGCUCUAAGCCAAGUUUUCAAAUAUGCUGAUUCCAACCAAUUGUUUUUUACGUGUCAGAUACGACUAUGUCAGAAGAAUAUCGGACUUUGCGAAGAAAUUACGCCACCUAAAUGUGACAAAGAUGAGAAAAAUCGAAAGCGUCGAGAAAUAAGAUUUAUAAAUAAUGAUCGUUCGAUGGAAAUUGAUGUCUCAACGUCUGAAAUGUUAAUUGGUGGCAUUGACGAUACAGCAAUUCGAACUCAAACGUCGCAAUUAUGCUUCUCACCACUAAUCAUCGCCUUAUCAAAUUUUAUUGUUUUCACCUGUAUCGUUAUUUUCAUUUCAAUCCUUCACAUGAUGAAUAAUAUUCCUCGUAAAAAGGCGGUUAAUUUCCUCUAA
Dracunculus medinensis (Guinea worm) is the source of this 1038-nucleotide messenger RNA. NCBI's taxonomy places the organism in Eukaryota, Metazoa, Nematoda, Chromadorea, Rhabditida, Dracunculidae. The record is from the annotation of a GenBank genome assembly.